Molecule: messenger RNA, 1257 nt
Organism: Schistocerca cancellata (South American locust)
Lineage: Eukaryota; Metazoa; Arthropoda; Insecta; Orthoptera; Acrididae
Gene: sqh
Product: myosin regulatory light chain sqh
Exons: 4
Coding region: 156-680 (174 amino acids)
Biological process (GO): post-embryonic development; locomotion
Cellular component (GO): myosin II complex; cytoplasm
Molecular function (GO): calcium ion binding; myosin heavy chain binding
Source: RefSeq, a predicted model, not a curated record
GUGGACCUGUGUACAUGCUUCAGUUGUUUUCAAAUAUCUCGGUCGCUACGGGUGUGGUGGGGUGUUUACAUCUGAGUCAUCAAGGCGUUUAUACGAACAUUGUGGCAGUUGUGAGCUCGGAAAUUUAACGGCAGGUACCUGAAACCAGAUUAAACAUGUCUUCACGCAAGACUGCAGGACGUCGUGCCACGACCAAGAAACGUGCGCAGAGGGCGACUUCUAAUGUAUUUGCAAUGUUUGAUCAAGCACAAAUACAAGAAUUCAAGGAAGCAUUCAACAUGAUUGAUCAGAAUCGUGAUGGCUUUGUUGAUAAAGAUGAUCUUCAUGAGAUGCUGGCAUCUUUAGGGAAAGAUGUAUCUGAUGAGUAUCUUGAGGCAAUGAUGAAUGAAGCUCCGGGCCCAAUAAAUUUCACAAUGUUUCUGACACUGUUUGGGGAACGUCUACAGGGCACUGAUCCAGAAGAAGUAAUUAAAAAUGCAUUUGGGUGUUUUGAUGAAGAGAACAAAGGAGUCAUUAAUGAGGAACGACUUAGAGAACUCCUGACAUCAAUGGGUGACAGAUUCACUGAUGAAGAGGUUGAUGAAAUGUAUCGUGAAGCUCCAAUAAAAAAUGGGAUGUUUGAUUAUAUUGAGUUCACUAGAAUCUUGAAACAUGGUGCCAAGGAUAAAGAUGAGAAGUAGAAUCACAUCUUAGCUGUCAAAUACUGAUGUGCCUUACUUCUUGACAGUGUUGAAGAACAAUCAUGUCUUACAAAAUGUGUAAAAAUAAACCCUAACUUAUUUGGAUUUAAAUUUUUUAGCUUUUUAUUAGUAGGUUUCAAAAAAUCUGAUGCAAAUGUGUUGUAAAGAUCCUUGCAUAUGGGACCACAGGUGACUGGCAUUUUCUUCUUACUUGCAUUUUGGCUUUUGUUAUGAAGUGAUAAAGGCAUUACAACAUAAUUGUAAACUGUUUGUGUUUUACAAUGUGUAAUUCAUUCCAACAUAUACUUAUAUUAAUAAGUUACUUGUACAGAAAAUAUUUUAUUAAUUUUUGGCUCUUUCACCCUAUUAAAGUCUGUAAGAAACUUUAAUUCUGUACUUUGAUAAUACAGAAAUAUGAUUGUACCCUGGUAGUCUCACAUUCAGUAUUUCUGAUAAAUGUGAUAAUUUUUAAUACGUUUGUUAUAUAAAAUUGUGACAUCAUCUACAUUUUGUUUGUUUCCAUAUUUUAAUCAGAGCUGAAUUCAGUGACAGUUCCUUAAUAAAAUAUACAAAAUCA